GGCACAAGAUCAGACAGCGAGAGGCGCCUGCCGAGUCAACUUGGAACGCGGGCUGAAAGAGUGAUAGGCAGCAAAUAGCGAGGGUUCUCUAGUUUUUACUAUUUUUUUAUUAUUAUUUUUCAUUGCCAACAUAUCUUUAAGACAUUUAGUUUAUUAGAGGACCUUUCUGUAGCCGGAUAGAAAUGGAAACAAUAAGAUUUGUCAUCUUAGCUGUAGUUCUUUUUGCACAAGUUUAUUGUGACGAAGAAGCUUCUCCGGACCAAGAAGGGCAGUAUUGGUCGGCUGAAACCUGGCAGGAUGAAGUGCCAGACAACAACAUCGCACAGCAGUUUGCAGAACUUAUCAAAAGAUCGAAGUCUCAUCAGUUCUACGGACUCAUGGGGCGGCGGUCAGGUACCUCAGGUUCUCCACAAACCGUACCCUUGGGGCGCAAAAGACAUAAAGGGGAGAUGUUUGUAGGUCUGAUGGGCAGAAGGUCAUCAAGUGGAGAAAUGUCAGAAGAAUGGGACAGAACUCAACCCUACGGCAGACGACGUAAAUAAAAACGACCGCAACAGACCCUGACCCCCCGAGUCCUCACCCAACCUGUUUUCCCUUCUUUUAAUUUCCUCCUGUUAGCCAGUGGGACACUCAUGUAAAAAGCACUUAAAAUCAACGAGUCUGAGAGGACAUGGCGCUGUAAAGUGGUGGAGACGGCGAGGCGGAGGCGGACACGGGACGAGCGGCCUUCAUGUUGGCGUUUAAUGCAAGAGUUCAAACACCAAACUGGAAUAAACUGGAAUCACUGGUUACACGA
Molecule: messenger RNA, 796 nt
Organism: Polypterus senegalus (gray bichir)
Lineage: Eukaryota; Metazoa; Chordata; Cladistia; Polypteriformes; Polypteridae
Product: protachykinin
Exons: 5
Coding region: 183-542 (119 amino acids)
Source: RefSeq, a predicted model, not a curated record